Dermacentor andersoni is the source of this 2075-nucleotide messenger RNA. Its product is annotated as acetylcholinesterase-like. Gene Ontology annotation, biological process: choline metabolic process; acetylcholine catabolic process. The record is from RefSeq and is a predicted model, not a curated record. Lineage: Eukaryota; Metazoa; Arthropoda; Arachnida; Ixodida; Ixodidae. Gene Ontology annotation, molecular function: acetylcholinesterase activity. Gene Ontology annotation, cellular component: plasma membrane.
AUAUUUUAAGGCGCAUGCGAGGGAGGAGCUAAGGCAUACAUUGUCAUCGAGCAAGUAUACACACAUUGCACCGAGGUUCGGUGAGUGGAACAAGAUAUGCUUCACGAAAAUUCGAUGCCCUAUCACGUCACGGUGCUCGCGCUGCUGGUCUGUGGUGGCGUCGUCCUGCGAUGCCUCGAGGCCAAGCCAGAUGACAAGACGCCGAAUCGUCUCAAAAAUGAAUGCCCGGUAAAAACAUUGGUAAACACGGCCAACGGCCCGGUCAAGGGAUUCAUCGCGAAGUCGCCUCUCGGAAAGCCAGUGCGUGUCUUUUACGGUAUACCGUACGGUAAGCCUCCCAUCGGUCAACGCAGGUUCGAUCGUGCCGAACGUAUCGAACCGUGGACAGACGUCUUCGACGCCACAGUGAAGCCCAACUCCUGCUUUCAAGUGUUGGACACACUCUACGGAAACUUCAGCGGCAGCGUCAUGUGGAACGCCAACACGAGAAUGAGCGAGGACUGUCUCAAGCUCAACGUCUGGACACCCGGUUGUUCGCCUUCUAAGAAACCAUUCGCCGUUCUCGUCUGGAUCUACGGCGGCGGCUUCUACAGCGGCACUUCGACGCUGGACGUCUACGAUGCUAGGACUCUGGUUUCGGAGGAAAACGUGGUCGUGGUCUCGAUGAACUAUCGCGUAGCGUCUCUCGGCUUCCUCUCCUUCGGCAAUGAGCACCUGCCCGGAAACGCCGGCCUCUACGACCAACACCUGGCGCUCCGGUGGGUCCGAGAGAACAUCGCAGCCUUCGGAGGCAAUCCGACUCGAGUGACGCUUUUCGGCGAGAGCGCCGGAGCUGUCAGCGUGGGCUUGCACAUCUUGUCGCCGCUCUCCAAGCCACUCUUCGCCAGGGCCAUUCUUCAGAGCGGAUCGCCCACUGUGCCCUGGGGCUUCAAGGACAGGCACACGGCUCGGAAAGCCGCAAGAAGGCUGGCUACUGCUUUGAGAUGCCCGGACGGCUUGGGGAAACCCACACUGAAUUGUCUCCGCAGCAAGGACGCCAAAGAUAUCGUCAAAAGCGAAUCGAAUAACGGUGGCAUUGUCGACUUUCCGUUCGUUCCCGUCGAAGACGGCGCUUUCCUUCCAGGCACGCCGCAGGCGCUGAUGGAUUCGGGUGCAUUCGCGAGAAACAUCAGCGUCAUGCUGGGUUCCAACGUUAACGAAGGUUCCUAUUUCCUGCAGUAUUUUUUCGGACUCUCGGUGAGGGAACAGAACCCGCAAGUUACGACACAAAAAUUCGCAGCUGCUUUAAAAGCGCUGGAUCCGUCGCUGAGAGGGACGCCGGUCGACAAGGUCCUGAAGAUGUACACAGCCGGUAAGAUGCCUUCCACAGCCGCGGAGAUCUUGAAGGCCCUGGACUCGAUAGUAGGUGAUUACCACUUCACGUGUCCCGUAGUGCGGUGGGCGGACCGCUUCGUCCAAGCGGGGAUACCGGCGUACCAGUACGUGUUCGCGCGCAGGUAUUCGCGGAACCCGUGGCCCCUGUGGAUGGGCGUAAUUCACGGCGAGGAGGUCGCCUUCGUGUUCGGCGAGCCGCUCGACCACUCGCAGCGGUGCAGCGAAGAGGACAAAAGCGUGAGCCGUCGCCUCAUGCGGUACUGGGCUAACUUCGCCAAGACCGUGAACCCCAACUUCAGAGGAAGCGGAUGGUCACAGUCGACCGAUUGGCCCAGGCGCACGAAUCGGCUCAAGCAACAUCUGGUGCUGGAUGUCAACAAAAGUGUCGGGUGCGCACACCGGGACACCUAUUGCAAGUUUUGGAGGACCUACGAUGCAUCCAUACCACUUCGGUCCCGUCCUGUCGGGAAGACUGUGGGUGCGCAAAGCAAGCCAUCUCGUGUCAAAGUAGUACCAGAAAGUACUAAAGUGCACCAAAGUUCCAGAAGUUCGAACGCAAGACGUCGAGCUGGUCCUCGCUGAACUGUCAGCUUCUCGUUUUAACUUGGGGUCGGAGACCGCGGUACUGGCGCCCGUUACAGCAAUAAAAUGCGCCGCGGUGCGGCCAGGUGACGUCACAAGCACUCCGGGCAACUCCAGGC